UUUGUUGCCAUCAGUAACACCUCUCUGGUCUUUCCUCCGUAGCAGACAAGAUGACUCACCACUGUACCAAGUUCUCCGGCCACUGGAAGAUCAUCGUGUACGACGAGGAGUGCUUCCAGGGCCGUCGCCAUGAGUUCACCUCUGAGUGCUGCAACGUGAUGGAGUUCGGCUUUGAGACUGUCCGCUCCCUCAGGGUAGAGAGUGGCGCCUGGGUUGGCUAUGAGCAUGCCUCCUACCAGGGCCAGCAGUUUGUGCUGGAGAGAGGCGAGUACCCCCAGUGCGACGCCUUCGGGGGUAGCAAUGCCUACCACAUCGAGAGAAUGACCUCUUUCAGGCCCAUUGCCUGUGCUAACCACAGAGAAUGCCGUAUGACCAUCUUUGAGCGCGAGAACUUCCUUGGCCGCAAGGGCGAGCUGAGCGACGACUACCCCUCACUGCAGGCCAUGGGCUGGUGCAACAACGAAGUGGGCUCCCUGCGUGUCCAGUCUGGAGCUUUCGUGUGCUACCAGUACCCUGGCUACCGCGGGUAUCAGUACAUCAUGGAGUGUGACCGCCACUGUGGGGAGUACAAACACUUCAGGGAGUUCGGCUCUCACUCUCAGACCCCUCAGAUUCAGUCCAUCCGCCGCAUCCAGCAGUAACCUCGCUGCCCGACUCUCCCUCACAAACUCUCUCCCCCUGCUGCCCAGUGCUGAAUAAACUGUCUUUCUUAAACUUCA
This is a messenger RNA of Clupea harengus (Atlantic herring), 719 nucleotides long. RefSeq names its product crystallin, beta A4 (gene cryba4). Gene Ontology annotation, molecular function: structural constituent of eye lens. The record is from RefSeq and is a predicted model, not a curated record. Lineage: Eukaryota; Metazoa; Chordata; Actinopteri; Clupeiformes; Clupeidae. Gene Ontology annotation, biological process: visual perception; lens development in camera-type eye.